AUGGACUCCUGGAUCUUCCCGUCACUCCUUCCGAACACGUCGGAGCACCUCUUGUACGACAGCUUCCCGCCGACGGACGAGCUGGACCAGCAGAGGAAUGACACGGACCACAGCUUCAACAGAACCAGCACGGUGGUCAUCACUUGCAUGUACUUCCUGGUGUGCGCCAUGGGCCUGUGCGGGAAUGCCCUGGUCAUCUACGUCAUCCUGCGCUACGCCAAGAUGAAGACAGUCACCAACAUCUACAUACUCAACCUGGCGGUGGCAGACGUGCUCUUCAUGCUGGGCCUGCCCUUCAUCGCCAUCCAACUGGCGCUGGUCCACUGGCCGUUUGGCCCGGUGCUGUGCCGGGUGGUCAUGACCGUGGACUCCCUCAAUCAGUUCACCUCUAUCUUCUGCCUGACGGUGAUGAGCGUGGACCGCUACCUGGCCGUGGUGCAUCCCAUCCGCUCCACCCAGUGGCGCAAGCCCCGCGUGGCCAAGACCGUCAACGUGGCGGUGUGGGGGGUGUCGCUCCUGGUCAACCUGCCCAUCGUCAUCUACAGCGGCGUCCUCACCAAACACGACAGCUGCUUCUGCACCAUCGUGUGGCCCGAGCCUCAGGAAGCCUACUACACCGCCUUCAUGUUCUACACCUUCAUACUGGGCUUCUUCCUGCCCCUCCUGGUCAUCUGUCUGUGCUACCUUCUCAUCAUCAUCAAGGUGAAGUCGUCCGGCAUCCGCGUCAGCUCCUCGUCCAAGCGACGACGCUCGGAGAGGAAGGUGACACGAAUGGUGUCUAUCGUGGUGGCCGUCUUCGUCUUGUGCUGGCUGCCCUUCUACGUCUUCAAUGUCACCUCGGUAACGGGCACACUCAGCACCACGCCGGUCCUGCGCAGCACCUUUGCCUUUGUGGUGGUGCUUGGCUAUGCCAACAGCUGCGCCAACCCCAUCCUCUAUGCCUUCCUGUCAGAGAACUUCAAGAAGAGUUUCCAGAACGUUCUGUGUCUCAAGAAGGUGGGCGGCCUGGACGAGGUCGAGCAGAGCGACAGCCACCAGGACAAGUCCCGAAUGAUGGCCGACCCCACAGAGACCCAAAGUAGUCUACUGAACGGUGACCUGCAGACCAGUAUCUGA
This is a messenger RNA of Syngnathoides biaculeatus (alligator pipefish), 1116 nucleotides long. Its product is annotated as somatostatin receptor type 2-like. The transcript has a single exon. Gene Ontology annotation, biological process: neuropeptide signaling pathway; cellular response to estradiol stimulus; cellular response to glucocorticoid stimulus. Lineage: Eukaryota; Metazoa; Chordata; Actinopteri; Syngnathiformes; Syngnathidae. Gene Ontology annotation, molecular function: somatostatin receptor activity; neuropeptide binding. The record is from RefSeq and is a predicted model, not a curated record. The coding region runs from base 1 to 1116 and encodes 371 amino acids. Gene Ontology annotation, cellular component: neuron projection; membrane.